Molecule: messenger RNA, 992 nt
Organism: Aegilops tauschii subsp. strangulata
Lineage: Eukaryota; Viridiplantae; Streptophyta; Magnoliopsida; Poales; Poaceae
Product: non-specific lipid transfer protein GPI-anchored 1
Source: RefSeq, a predicted model, not a curated record
UUCUCCUCCUCCUCCUCCUCCUCGUCAACAGCUAGCCAGCUACAGCAGCUCAGAACCGAGCACAGAUCGAAGCGGAGCCAAACGAAAGAAGGGACCUAACCUAGCCAGCCGGCGAUCGACCGAGAGAUGGCGCGGUGGUGCCAGCUGGCGGCGGUGCUGCUCGCCGUGUCGAUGGCGGCGUCGACGUCGGUGGCGCAGGACGCGCUGCAGACCAAGUGCCAGGAGGACCUGCAGAAGCUGUCGGACUGCAUGGACUACGCGACGGGGCACGAGGACACGCCGUCGGCCAAGUGCUGCGAGGACACGGCGGACACGCAGAAGUCGCGGCCCGAGUGCCUCUGCUCCAUCAUCCAGCAGGUGCACAGCGGCAGCCACGGCGUGCAGCAGCUCGGCCUCCGCUUCGAGCGCCUCCUGGCCCAGCCCGCCGCCUGCAAGCUCCCCAACGCCAACGUUUCCCUCUGCAUCAACCUGCUGCACCUGACCCCGAGCUCGCCAGACUACGCUCUCUUCGCAAAUGCUUCCAAGAUUACUCCGUCCACUGCCGCACCGGCGAGAGACACUGCCGACGGCUUCAAGGUUCCGACGGGGCUCGGUUACGGCGUCGUGGCGGCGGCCGUCGUCUCUGCUCUCAUCUCAUCCAUCUUCUGAUUUUCGGACAAGCACACGCCCUUCUAUCCUCUCCCUUUCUUCUAUCCUUCACGUUUGUUUCCAUAACUCUGCAAGUUCCCACACAACGACGAUGCUUUAGAUGGUCUAUAUCUACUCACGUGGUAAAAGGAUUCGUUCGGAUGACGUACUGUUGUUUUACCCCAGAUAAGUAGAUGGAGAGUUGAGACUUGUGUUUCUUCAUGUGGAAGUGAUGGUUUGCAGUAAUAUCCUGAAAAAGUGUGGUUAUGUUCUUCUUGUUUUAAUCAAAAUCUGGUACGCAAACGCCAUGUGUUGAUGGCAGAUGCUUAACCACGACAGAGCUAUAUUGAUAUUUAUUUCGUGGA